AUGGCUUAUGCUUCACUUUCAAUGGCGAUUGGAGCUAUUUUUAUAUGGACUUAUGUGUACAACAUAAUGAGGAUUUCGUCGAGUAAAGUUCAGAAAGAAGGUAACAAAAGUAGUGACUCUAUCACAUUGGCGAAUUCAGAGGAUGUACCAGAAUCUCUCCUAGAGGGAUGCUCAGAAAAUAUAUAUUCAGCAAAAGGCAAUGUGGAUGAUGAAUACAGACUAUUGCUUUCCAAGAAUGAAUCCGAGCAUAAAAUGAAGGUGCAUAUCUUAGAUAAAAUGAAGCAUAAAUUUGGAAUGAUUUUAGGCAACCCAAAUUUCCGAGGCAUAUUUUCACCAGCAACUCUUGGCGCGAUUGUUGGAUUUACUAUUGGUGUAGUUCCUCAGUUCCAUAGUUUAAUGAUUGGAACCAAUGCUCCACUUCAUGUGAUUGAAGACUCUGCUUCCAUGUUAGGUGAUGCUGCAAUUCCAACAACAACCCUUAUAAUGGGUGCUAACCUUCUUAAAGGAUUGAAGGGAGCAAGUACUCCAUUUUGGACAAUUAUAGGAAUUAUAGUAGUGAGAUAUAUUAUGCUACCAAUUUUUGGUGUUGUAAUUGUUAAAGUGGCAACACAUUUGGGUUUGGUGCAAGUAGAUCCUUUAUAUCAGUUCAUUCUUCUCCUUCAAUAUGCACUUCCACCAGCUAUGAAUAUAGGUACUAUAGCUCAAUUAUUUGGAGCUGGUGAAAGUGAAUGUUCUGUGAUAAUGUUGUGGACAUAUGCAUUGGCAUCAAUUGCGGUUACUCUAUGGUCAACUUACUUCAUGUGGCUUGUGUCUUGA
Molecule: messenger RNA, 816 nt
Organism: Vicia faba (fava bean)
Lineage: Eukaryota; Viridiplantae; Streptophyta; Magnoliopsida; Fabales; Fabaceae
Source: the annotation of a GenBank genome assembly